AUGCCAAUCAAGAGUGAAACGACGCCGCCGCCGAGAAUCGGGAAGAUCGGGCCGUACACUGUGUUCGUAACACCUUCGCCCACACCCAAUCCGAGUUUGAAACCGGAUUCUCCCAAAAAACCUGUUGACGUUCCGGUUCAGGUCCAGACUCCGGUUCAAAAAGUUGUACAGCCUCCUCCUCCGGUUCAAAAAGUUGUACAGCCUCCCCCUCCGGUUAUGGCUCCGCCAGUGCAGUACUGUGAAGAUAAGUCUGUCUUUGCUUUCUUCUGGGACGCCGUGGCCAAAGUCCAAAACGCUCAUGCGCAAAUGGAAAGAACCAACCAGAGGCAAAAGCACAAAGUGGAAUGCAAAAUGUAUAACGCGAGCAGGGUAUCUUUCAAGCAAGGACACCUGUGUAAAGAUGGUGGAUUUGUGGUGAUGAUGGCGUCGACUAUGGGUUUGGGGAUUUUUUUAGUGGGUGUAGUGGGUGUGGUGAGGUGGUUGAGUGUGGUGCGGCGAGGUGGUGCCGACGAUGCGGUAGUCUUGGCAAGUACUUACUGGGCGGAGAUAGCACACAAUGUCUCUACAAAGAAAAUGAAGGAAAUUGUCGAGUGUGCAGCACAGUUGGAGGAUGUUGUCACCAACAGAUUGGCUAGGUUGCACGGCCAAGAGGAUGAGUGA
This is a messenger RNA of Fraxinus pennsylvanica, 660 nucleotides long. Lineage: Eukaryota; Viridiplantae; Streptophyta; Magnoliopsida; Lamiales; Oleaceae. The record is from the annotation of a GenBank genome assembly.